This is a messenger RNA of Seminavis robusta, 561 nucleotides long. The record is from the annotation of a GenBank genome assembly. NCBI's taxonomy places the organism in Eukaryota, Bacillariophyta, Bacillariophyceae, Naviculales, Naviculaceae.
AUGCAAGGAGGCCACAAGGGAGUAACCGGAGCGCCAUUUCCCACCUCACAACAACAACCGAUACACGCCGAACCAGCAAAGCAGCUCAACAAGAAAGGCAAUCUCGACGAGAGAUUGACAACAUUCACUGCUGUUGCCAAAGGAGAUGUCAACAAGUCUCCACCUCGGCUAGGAAGGCAGGGAGAAGUACCCAUCGAAGAGUUCAAGAACUUCUGCUCUGCAGUAUUCACAGCAUGUGCAAUUGAGCAAGCGAACUGCAAAGAAAGAUCCAAUCGAGAGCAACUCAAGAGUGUUGUUGGAGAGAUUCUCAAUACCAAGAGAAUGGCGGAAGGCUUGCCGGAAAUGAAUGACGCUCGUUUCUAUCGUCGCAUUGAGGAGGAGAUUUGCCACCUCCAAGACUUGACAAAAGCUGAUAGCAGAGAGUCUCUCCGUGUGCUCUGGUUGACUUACAAGACACAGCUUCGACACUAUGAAAACUGGGAGCAGUAUGCCGUUGAGCUUGGCUUUGCUCGUGAGCUUGCCUACGAUGAGCGUCCAAAUGAAGUAGGCCACAUUGUAUGA